AUGUCCAGCGGUAACAAGGUACUCAUUAUAAAUGGGCAUACAUUCAGAAGAGAAGUCAGUGUGAAUGGUGCUACAAGCAGGUGGUGCUGUAACGAGCCCAACGAUAAAAAAUGCGACGUAUACGCACAUAUAAAUGAAAAAUUUGAAUUAGUGUGCUUAAUAAAUGCGCAUAAUCACGAGCCAACUUUGUGUCAAGAAAGGUGUUAUGAUACAGCACCAGUAUACUUAGAGUAUGAUCAUGGUGUAAUCCUGUUCAUGGAAUCGCAAAGCGGGAGGACAAUUAUGCAAUAUGAUAAUUACUACUAUCGCAAGGCUUCUGAAAGUCGCCAUGGCGAAAGAUGGAUUUGUGCAUCAACUAAACAAUGUGCAGCAUAUGUUACUCUUAAUGACAAUAAUGAAAUCUUAACCAACUCCGUUUAUCAUGAUCAUCCUCCAACCAGGCACGAACUGAAAAACGAAACAGAUGAUUCCGAUACAGCUGUUGUUAUAACAUCCAGAAAGGGUAAAGAAAUGCUGUUGUUCCGUAAUUACACCUACCGGAGGCAAUAUGUGAAAGGAAAUAAGUCUCGGUGGGUUUGUUCAACUCUUAAAAACUGUCAUGCAGCAGUUUUCACAGAUUCAAAUAAUGUUAUAUUUUCAAUACAAGACAAGCACGAGCACGAUCCUCCUAAAUAUUACCUGAACCCGAAUCAUGUAUUAGAGGCUUUGCGGGAACCACUAGUGUGCUUCGAGUCUGAUUAA
This is a messenger RNA of Pieris macdunnoughi, 741 nucleotides long. Lineage: Eukaryota; Metazoa; Arthropoda; Insecta; Lepidoptera; Pieridae. The record is from the annotation of a GenBank genome assembly.